AUGCAGCACACCCUCGUGCAUGUCCUGCAGCGAGAGCGGGUGCGAGCGCUCAUCACCCGCGCCUUGCACCUGUGGCACCUGCACUGCGCACUCUGGCGGCACGGACGACGACAUGGCGACAGAGAAACCGCCGCUGGAGUGGAGGGGCAGCGACCGAUGCCGUCCGCGACGAGACGCGCCUUCCACCGCAGCUGUCACGCCAGUGACCCUCACCUGUGCUCUGUCCAGACGCGGGGGUUGCCGGCAGCCCCAGCAGCAGUGCCGACCCUCACUGUCGGGCCCAUAGAGUCAUCCAGCCCCUCGGCAUCCCGGCAGGCGUGGGCCCCGCUCGGCGGCAUGGAUAUUGGCAGGCGCUGCGGCGGCAUCGCCACCAACGAAGGCAACGUCUACGUCGAUGCCGACGACGAGGAGGAGCUGCACGACGUGGACGACGAUGCAGAGGUGCCACGACACACAGAGCGGCAGCGGCGCCAACAGCAUCACCGCGGCCGCCGUUGCACCGAUGGCAACUCCAGCCUGUCAGAUGCGGACGUCUACGUGGACAGCGCUUACGACCGUGUCGACAAGCCAGGCACCUCGGCACGGCCGCUGGCGCCAGCGAGCCGCAGCAGCGUCAUCCCCGUCAUCGGUGCCGCAUCCCGGGUCACCAGCAUUGUCCCCCCGCACUCGGCGCUGAGCAAUGCGUCGCAAAGUCAGUCGCUGGCUCGCGACAUGUCGUUCACGUCGGUGAGAUGGUCGAUGAGUUGUCCGUUCCAGACACUGCUGCAGCCGCAGCGGCAAGACGAGCUGUGCAGCGCAUCCUUCCCCCAGACGUCAGUGACGGUUUCCGUGCCAGGGAGCAGCACCGUCGACAGCGCCGGGGUCUCGCCCUCCGGAGCAGCGGCGGCAGCAGCAGAGCGGCGGAAGCGCAUGGUGCAGCAUCUCCUCUCCGGCAAGUCACCACGGAACGCGUCACCGCACCAGCGCUUCAAUAACUGGCUCUCCAGCAGUGUCGGUGGCGGUACAACGUCGAGCCUCGAUGACUCCUGUUCUCGACCGCAGUCGUGCGCGCAGUCGGACAGGGAGCCGAGUGCUGCGGAAGGAGGCCCCCCCUUGUGUCUGCGCCGCCCGCGCAGCAGCACUGGCAGCGGAGCGGGACUCAUUGCGAGCGACUCGGAGGACCACAGCAUUUCGUCGCUGAUAAACACGUCGCACGUCCCCCAGAUGGACGGGUCCAACAGCCCCAGCGGUGCUUGGGGGCCGUUGAGGGACAGUGACUCCACACACAGCGACAGCACGUCGCCGAUCCCGAUGGUCACAGUAACGACGGCUCCCCAGCUGCUGACGCGCGAGGCGGAAGACCGGCUGGCGUUGCAGGCAACGGAGGAGCGACGGCGCCUGCGCCUCCAGCACGCCAUGUCCGCCGUUAUGGAUCAGCUCAUGAUGACGGCGUUGCGUCAUCGAUCUGUCGAGCGUGGCUUGCACCCCUCGUUGCGCACCUCCACAGCACCAUCGCCGGUACUUUUAGACAGAAACGACAGUCGUGACAUGGACUUCCUGUGCGUCGGCGCUACGGAGACGCACAAUGAAGGCACCACGUGGGGUAGCGCGGGGGCCAUCGAACCAGAGGUGUCGGCUUGCCCACCCUGGACCUCCUCGCCAUCCCCAGCCCAGCGGCAUCUGCAGCGAAGUGGGCGCACACAGGGAGAGGCGGGCUGCCUGUGCGACGCGACCGCCGAGCAUGCCGAGCGUAGCGUGAGCCGCGACAGCGCCAAGGCCGUUGACAGCGGCGCCAGUCUCAGCAAGCGCUCAUCAGACACCUUUGAGCUCAUCAGCCAGUGGGGCGCGCACGUGCUCGAGGUCGUCACGAUCACAACAGACAAUCCUAGCGACGUGGUCCCGGCCACGAGCACCGUGCCGACGUCGCACCCCACGCCCCGGUGA
Molecule: messenger RNA, 1923 nt
Organism: Leishmania mexicana MHOM/GT/2001/U1103
Lineage: Eukaryota; Euglenozoa; Kinetoplastea; Trypanosomatida; Trypanosomatidae
Exons: 1
Coding region: 1-1923 (640 amino acids)
Source: RefSeq, a predicted model, not a curated record